CUGUUGGGUUUAACUUGUGUGCAAUUUAAGGUUCGCUGCUUAAAAAAAUAGGAUAUCCUUGUUAGUUGAAGGCUUUUUGGGUACGUGGAGUUUUGGGUCAUCGGAAAAUAUAUUGUGUGGAGACUAAAUGGCACAUUGAUUUUUUUCGGCCAUUUUAUUUAUCUUACAUUUGGUGGCUAAGUUAGCUAACAUACGCGUUUUUAUAAAAAAAAUUAAUGGCUGUGAAUUAUUAAACCGGAUUCACACACUUUACACAUUUUCUAACAUGCCUAAACAGUGAUUGUUUUGUAAUCACGUUGAUUCAUUUACAUUGUUUACGUUACAUUUUAAUCCGACCCGGAAGUAAAUAAUCCAGCUGACAUCUUUUGGCAUGGAGGAUGUUUUGGUAAAGGCAAUACUUUACACUUCAUUUUUUUAGAACAACUGAACAAGAAACAGAUUUAAACGAUUAAACAAAGAGGACGUUUCAAAAUACGGUGGAGGCUUGACUUGGAAUCGGGAUUUUGAGUCGUUAACGUUAAAUAUUCACGAUGGGAGCGGAGCAAAGUGGUGAUUCGGAACAUAAGCAUUCCGAUUACAGCACUGCAGUGGUGCCCUCCCCAGCGAAACAGAAAGCCAAAAUGGACGACAUUGUUGUGGUGGCUCCAGGAACGCAGUCCUUGCGAAACAUUCACAACGACCCCGAUGUCAUCAAGCUUCAGGAGAUACCGACCUUCCAGCCGCUAUUGAAAGGUGUUCUGAGCGGACAGACAUCUCCUAGCAGCGGUCGCCUGGAGAAGCUGGACUCUGUGCAGGUGCUGCAGCUCUGCCUGCGGUACCAGGACCACCUGCACCAGUGCGCCGAGGCCGUGGCCUUCGACCAGAACGCCCUGGUUAAGAGGAUCAAAGAGAUGGACCUGUCGGUGGAGACGCUGUUCAGCAUCAUGCAGGAGAGGCAGAAGCGCUUCGCCAAGUACGCCGAGCAGAUCCAGAAGGUGAACGAGAUGUCCAUGAUCCUGCGGCGCAUCCAGAUGGGCAUCGACCAGACCGUGCCUCUGAUGGACAGACUCAACAACCUGCUGCCCGAGAGCGAGAGGCUGGAGCCCUUCAGCAUGAAGCCUGAGAGUGAGGCUAAGUAGGCCCGCCCCCCUGACCCUCAACCAAUCAGCUUUGCUCCUCUGCAGGCAGCUCCGCCCCCAUCACUCAGGGAGUUUCGCCUGCCACCAACCCAGGUCUUGCUGCCCACUGUUUAUUUAUUUAUUUUUGUUUAGCUUUUUUUUGUUUUUUACUUUUUUUCCUCACUAAAAAUGGGGUGGAAUCUCACUGGUGUGGGUGCCGUGCUGUCCUGUCUCGCUGUGCGUGAGGGGAUUGGCAAACACAGUCUUGGGCAAUAACGUGCUGGCAAAUUGCCCGGAAUCAUGUUGUGGGGAACGCCAUGAGCCGUUUGCAUCUCCAAAUUACAUCUUGGAUUGCCAUGUAGUGUGUGGGGAAAGGGGAGGAGCUUAGCUGCAUCAUUUCCCCCCUGGGGCUGUUUCACAGAGGGAAGAGGCACCAGGGGGGCUGUUUUGAGUGAAGAGAAGAAAUGCAAGCAUUGAAAUUAGUUUUCAUUCCAUGUUUUUUUUUAUUUUUUUUUUAAGGUUUGUUAAAACAGUAUUUCUCAUUGUAUGUGUAGGUCUUGCAAACUUUAACACUCAGGUGGAUGUUGUUUUUUUUUGUUAAUUUGCCAAGCAUUCUUCUGAUUUUGAGAGCAAAAUGUGUGUGAGUCUGUUCCUGCAUCAGUCGAAGCUGAACUGUGUCUGAACUUGGCGGUCCUGAACGACACUUCAGGGUGUUACAUGAGACAUUGAAUUGGAACUGUUUGUCUGUUGCUAGCUGUCACCUUCAAAAAGGCAGGUUGAAAUAUUUUAAUUUAUUUAUAUAUGAAGAGAUGCACAGUUUACCUGUUUGAUUUGAAGCAUAUCACGUCUCAAAGAUGCAGACCUGUCGAGUGCCAUCGUUUCCGCUUGGGCACACGGCCGUGUCUCGCCAGGGAAAAUGAAUAUCUUUAUUAAUCUGUGGUUAAGUAGGAGUGCCUUGUUCUGUAUGUCACAGCUGCUUCACGUGUACGUUAAUCGGUGCUUGGAUUAAAUAUGGCAUUAACUGUCGCUGCACUUGUGGCUUUUGGGCCUUUAUGUGUGAAUUUAACUCUCGAUGGUGUAACUGACCCUGAUCUGUGGCUGUUUGAAAUGCAGUUGAUGUCCAUGAUGGGAUCCUUUUUUAUUUCGUGUCGUAAGUUUUUGAAAAAGGUGCAAAUGUCCCGCAGAGUUCUGGUGUUAAACUAAUGAAAACGCUUUGGGUUUAUGUUCUGAAAAUUAAUUCAGAGUGUGAGUUUUUGUCCCACAUAAAUACCAAAUAAAGGCUCUUAUUCUGAAAAUCCA
This is a messenger RNA of Anguilla rostrata (American eel), 2396 nucleotides long. It is a transcript of the gene borcs5, whose product is annotated as BLOC-1 related complex subunit 5. The record is from RefSeq and is a predicted model, not a curated record. Bases 531 to 1118 code for a protein of 195 amino acids. Gene Ontology annotation, biological process: lysosome localization; organelle transport along microtubule; positive regulation of anterograde synaptic vesicle transport. The transcript is spliced from 5 exons. Gene Ontology annotation, cellular component: BORC complex; cytoplasmic side of lysosomal membrane; synaptic vesicle membrane. NCBI's taxonomy places the organism in Eukaryota, Metazoa, Chordata, Actinopteri, Anguilliformes, Anguillidae.